GCCCGGCGCGCGUGGCUGGGCGGCGGAGAACAAGGAGGAGGAGCCGGAGGAGGAAGUCAGCGGCCCGGUGGGCGCAACCCCGGCGAUGGCGCUGCCGCUGCGGCUGUUCGGAUGCGCGCGCCGGACGAUCCUGGGGUCCGCGGAGGCUGCGCUCUGGGGUUUGAAGUCAAUAAAAGGAAGCUGCCAUAAUUUUUGUACUGCUAUUUUUAAAGAUGUCACUUAUAAGGAACUUAAGAACCUCUUGAAUUCCAAAAAAAUUAUGUUAAUUGAUGUUAGAGAGACAUGGGAAAUUGUCGAGUACGGAAAAAUUCCUGGGUCUGUCAAUAUACCAUUGGAUGAGGUAGGUGAAGCUCUACAGAUGAACCCAAAAGACUUCAAAGAGAAGUACAAUGAAGUAAAACCAUCCAAAUCUGACAGUCUAGUGUUUUCUUGUUUAGCCGGAGUGAGAAGCAAGAAGGCUUUGGACACGGCCAUAUCUCUGGGCUUUAACAGUGCUCAACACUAUGCUGGAGGAUGGAAGGAAUGGGUAACCUAUGAAUUUUCAGAGAAGAAACACGGAAAUUGAAUUCUGGAAUACAAGUUGGCACGUCCCUUGUGUACGUGGCAGCCUAGGAUAGUGAAAUGAACAAAAGAGUAAUAAUCUAGCCCUGGCAUCACUGGUUAAUGGAAAGGGGAUUUUGUGUAAUUCGAUUAUUUGUUGGAUCUUUUCCUUAACUGCAAGUUGAGAAUACUACGCACCCUUGCCUAUUCCCAAAGGCUAUGGAGGAUUGAAAUAAUGUAUGUGACUUGCCAUGGAAAUAUAAGGGUUGGGAUUCUAGAAAUUAAUUUUUAAAUAGUUUAGUAUAGUACAAUAGUAUUCCCAAGCCCAGGUUACUUGUAUUACCCAAUCAUAACAUAUAACCAUUUGUGUUAGCCUAGCUUCUAUUCAUUAAAGAGGCUAUGAGCUAGACAAGUUAUUUUUUUUUAAUGAUUAAAAUACAUUUGUAAAUUUUCCCAUUUUAGAAAAUUCAUAAAAUAUAUUUUCCUGUAAUGAUAUGCAGUACAGAUAUUUCUGAUUGAUAUACCUUUCAUCCAUAAUGAAUAUUUAGCGAAUAUUGAAUAAAAUAAAAACAGCUAGUAAGCAUUUCUUGAACACUUUUAUUUGGCUUAGAUCCUAUGCUACAUAUUCCAAAUGCUAAAAAGAGAAUAAAAAAGAUGCGCUUCUUCUUUGAAGAGGUUUGAUUUCUAGCAGAGGUUUAUAAAAGUUAAAUUUUAAAAAGCAGAUUUUGGGGGCGCCUGGGUGGCUCAGUCGGUUAAGCAUCUGCCUUCGGCUCAGGUCGUCAUCCCAGGGUCCUGGGAUCGAGCCCCACGUCUGGCUCCCUGCUCAGCGGGGAGCCUGCUUCUCCCUCUCCCUCUGCCUGCAGCUCUGCCUACUUGUGCUGUCUUUCUCUCUGUCAAAUAAAUAAAAUCUUAAAAAAAAAAAAAAAAGCAGACUUUGUCUUAAAACACCAAGAAUCUGAGAUCCAGAAAAGUAGGUGAAAUAUGAAUGAUGAAAAUACAUUAACACCAUCCAAAGACUUAUGACCGUGUUGUAACCAGCAUGGUAGUGAUAUGAUUUGCAACCUAAAAAAUUAAUAUGAUCUAUAAAGAUACAAAUAUCAAAGUGAUUGCUUCUGCAGAGAGAAGAUUAACUGGAAUAAGCAAGGAGGGAAAUUUCUAGGGUGAUGGAAAUGCUUUAGAUCUUGAACAAGGUGUUGGUACAUAGGUAAUACAUUUAUCAAAACUGAACACUUGAAAACAUACAUUUUCUGUAAUUAUCUCAAUUAAAAAUAAAGAAAAUAGGGAAAAAAAGUUUAAAUGUAAACAACUCUCAUUGGCAUGAGUAUAUGCCUUAGUGCCCUAGUGGUACAACUCUGUGCUUUCUUCCCUCUGUGCCUCUUCAGGCCUAAAUGUGUUUCAUCUCAUUUCAGUAGUCAUUCAGAUUGUGUAAGGCCUAGGAAGUAACUAUCAGGACUUGGUUUGUCCUAAAUGGUAUUAUAAAGCCACUGGAGAAUCUGGAGUAGGGAAGUGAUGUCACCACCUUGAACCUCUAUUUCUGAUAAUGUCCGUCUAGUUUCUAGCAGAGCAAACUCCCUAUAAGAACUAGAAAAGCUGGAAAGUAAACACACACGCACUCAUGCAUGCAUGCACGCUCCUCAGUGUUGGGUCAUCCUUUACAGCUUUCCUGCUCUCUGGACCAUAGCUCUUCAGGUCCUUGCUGCUUUAGUAAUUCCUUCAUGCCUUUAAAUUGAUCUUUAUGUAUCUAUAUAAACAAAGGUUACUAGUAUGAACAUACUAAGGUGGGAUUUGAAGAGCCACAGUCUCAGAGAGAAGGGGAGUUGUGGUUGAAGUACUGGGGGCCCAUCAAGGAAUGAGAACCUGGGUAAAUACACCGGACGUUUAGUUGGAACCCCUGGGAAACUAUACCCUAGGAGUAAAGGUGAGCCAGAAAUUGACCGACCCUCAUAAAAUGUUAAGACCGGCUUUGAAUCAACUAAAUCCCUGAAUGAAUUAAGGUGAUCUUCCUGAUAACGUAAUGGCCUACCAGCAGUAAAUCCUCUCUUGGAGAAAGAUGUCAUUAUCUAGAGUAAGGGGUUGGCAACAAUAAAUAUUUUAGGUUUGUGGGCCAUAAGGUCUCUGUUGCAACUGCCCCACUCUGCCUGCUACUGUAGCACAAAGCAACCACAGUACAUACACGAAUGAGUGUGGCUGGGUCCCAGCCUAACUACGGCAAAGUACAUAAAUGAAUGUGGCUGGGUCCCAACCAAACUACGGCGACUUAGGUUUGAAUUUUAUAUUUCAUGUGUUGCCACAUACUCUUCUUUUAAUUAUUUUUCAACCAUUUAAAAAUAUGGCAAACCUUCUUAGCUCAAAGGCCAGGCAAAACUAGAUGGCAAGUAAGAUUUGGCCCAUGGGGCACAGUUUACAGACCCCUGAGCCAGAACCACAAACAUCCCCUACAGUUCGUCAUAUUCAAUGUUCAUUGUAUUCUAAUAAAUUCUAUAAAAUUUAUUAGAAAUAGCAGUAAAUAAGACCUCAUGAUUGAAAAAGAAGGAAAAAAAAGAAAAGGAAGAAAAAAAUAAUAGAAACAAAUCUACAGAUAAUCUACAUGUUGGAAUUUUCAGACAGACUUUAAAAUAACUGAUUUAUGGGGCGCCUGGGUGGCUCAGUCGUUAGUGUCUGCCUUCGGCUCAGGUCAUGAUCCCAGGGUCCUGGGAUCGAGCCCCGCAUCAGGCUCCCUGCUCGGCGGGAAGCCUGCUUCUCCCUCUCACUCCCCCUGCUUGUGUUCCUUCUCUCACUGUGUCUCUCUCUAUCAAAUAAAUAAAAUCUUUAAAAAAUAAAAUAAAAUAACUGAUUUAUAUAUUCAAUGACUUAAAUGACAAAAAUUAUUAAAGUGAUGAAAACUACAAAAAAGUAUCAAAUAGAGAUACAAUAACUGAAAUUAAAAACCCAGCAGAUGGUGGAUUGGCUAAACAGACACAGCUGAUGAGGAUUAAUAAAAAUGAAAAACCCAAGGUACACAUUAACAUGACUUUUAAGUAUGGGAUAGGGACUUAGUAUCUCCAACUUGGAGGAAAUUUAACCAGAUUUUACAAUUAUAAUACCUUGGAUUCCUGGUACUUUUUUAAAGAAAACUUAUGACAAUGUAUUCUGUUUACCCAAAUAUAACUGCACUUGUAUAUUUUUGAAGAAGCAAAGGGUUCAUAUGUUAGAAUAAUUUGUUUUCGGGCGCCUGGGUGGCUCAGAUGGUUAAGCGUCUGCCUUCGGCUCAGGUCAUGAUCCCAGGGUCCUGGGAUCGAGUCCCACAUCGGGUUCGCUGCUCCUUGGGAGCCUGCUUCUCCCUCUGCCUCUCUUUCUCUCUGUCUCUCAUGAAUAAAUAAAUAGGUGAAUCUUUAAAAAAAAGAAAAAGAAUAAUUUGUUUUCUAUAUUCAAAUUUAUAAAGACAAGCUUCAUUGUCAGUUAUUCUGAAAUAAAAAUUUAACAAAUGUAAUGAAGGGGCGCCUGGGUGGCUCAGUUGGUUAAGCAACUGCCUUCGGCUCAGGUCAUGAUCCUGGAGUCCCAGGAUCGAGUCCCGCAUCGGGCUCCCUGCUCGGCAGGGAGUCUGCUUCUCCCUCUGACCCUUCCCCGUCUCAAGCUCUCUCUCUCUCUCAUUCGCUCUCUCAAAUAAAUAAAUAAAUAAAUCUUAAAAAAAAAAAAAAAGGUAUCUGAAGUUGCACCAAACUGUACACUGAAAGUCUUAAGAGCAAAAUCAUUCCUAAGUUCUAUAGUAUCAGAUGCCUUAAAAUAUAUGUAGUAUAUGAUUUAAUACAUCAUUUAAAAAGUGGCUGUUUUAUUUCAGUCAUGGGAGAAUACCACUUUUACUCUGCUAAUGCCACAGUAGAUCAAAAGUUUUAGAAAUGUAGAAUAGCCAGAUUACAUUUUUUUUUUUAUUUUUUGACAGAGAGACAGAGAG
Messenger RNA from Mirounga angustirostris (Northern elephant seal), 4471 nucleotides. It is a transcript of the gene TSTD3, whose product is annotated as thiosulfate sulfurtransferase like domain containing 3. Bases 86 to 565 code for a protein of 159 amino acids. The record is from RefSeq and is a predicted model, not a curated record. Lineage: Eukaryota; Metazoa; Chordata; Mammalia; Carnivora; Phocidae. Gene Ontology annotation, molecular function: thiosulfate-cyanide sulfurtransferase activity. The transcript is spliced from 4 exons.